UAAACGUCAAAUUCUGUUUGUAGUUUCAAGUGAACCGAAGUGGGGACCGUAGUCGGCGUAGUAGCCUUGGUUGGAAGUUGGAAGACUUGGAAGAGUUGUAACUGUUGGAAGUUGGAUUUUGAUUUCAUAAUCAUAACAGUCACUUCAGUCUCAGUCACGCCUGGUCACGCCAAUCAGGCGUGUUGGUUCGUUAGCUAGUGAUGAUGAGUUUAGGUUAUAAGCGUUAUAACUUUCGGAGUUUUUCGUUUCUGUUUCGAUUUAUUUAACUAUUCAUAAAUAAAUUGAUGGAGAAAAACCUUCUCUCGAUUAACAUAAUUGAUGAUCAAUGAUCCGCGCGGUCCUCGCGUUUUAGGACGUCAAGUGCCGAUCACCUCAAGUGAGGAGCAUGUUACUUCGUGGGUUAUGGAGCAUUGACUGGAAUACCUGAUAUCCAAUUAAUGCAUAAUGACGAAACCGAGAGCUUGAGAAGGUGCUUUGUUUACUUCAGUGCCGCCACCCUCACACCCUCACACGGAUGAUCGGGAAGAUUAAGAAAUUGUCGGGAGUAAUUAUAUUGUCAACCGCCUACGUGUGUUUACGGACGAGAGUAGCACGUAUGGGACCGUUACUCCACUGUGUCUUCAUCGGGCGCCCUGUCCCCAGCGAUGACGCGGCGGGCGUAACCUGGGCGCCCCAACAACCUUGAUCGGACGAGAUUCGUCCCGGGCAACGGCUCUUAUCUGGCGGCUUAUCUAAAAUUCAAUAAGACUCGGAGGCUAAAUAGUGCUCCACAGCUAUCACGACAUUUGGCUGCUGUCAUGUCUACGAGCGAGAAUCAUCAUCGAAUACACUCUACUGUUAUGGACGGCUUCCCACAGGACUACGAGGGCAAGAUGGAAACAUUUGACACAUACAACGAGUCUAUGGUCACUGCCGCGAAUCACCAGUGUGACAUGGUCCAGUCUGUGAACAGUAGUCAAGCGCCCGCACAGCAGGAGAUGCAGGUGCCAAGUCAGGAGAGUCACGAUCCAUUGAUGCUGCAACAGCAGCAGCAGAAACAGCAGCAGCAGCAAGUGGAGCAGGCGCAUCAGGUGACACAAAUCGAGUCAAAUGUUGGAGAACGGAAGAUGAUCCCGGUGAGAUUGCCUGCUCUGUUAGAUGGAGAGUACUUUGCUGUGACCAGGGUGGAGGACACCAAUGUCACAGUGGUUUGCCAGCAAUGUAAGAAACAGUUGAACGGCAAUCUGAAGUCCACCGGAAAUUUCCUUAGUCAUGUAAAGCGAUUACAUCCAGCUUUGAUGAGUAAAAUAAGAUGUAAAUCUAGUCAGAGGAAAGCCGCGAUAUACGUCAAUUCAGUAUCAACGACGCCUGAUAAAUCCCUCGAAAUAGUGCGAGAGAAGCGUUUAGUGCCACCUAGUAAUCCUAAGAAGCGCUGUAAAGUGGAGGAAUGUACGAUUGGAAACGAAGAGUCUUACGAACAGUCCGCGGAUUGGAACGACACGUCGUUAAUUCGGGGAUCCGAGGAAUCUGAUCCAUCCCCGGAUCCAUCCCUGAGAAUAUCGCACAACAAUUCGUUCAUGAUGGAGGACGAGUUUGAUGCAAUCGGCCGCAACGUCGCCGCCAAACUCAGGAAUAUGAGACUGGACCAAAGAAUAAUAGCUGAGAAAUUAUUGAACGACAUUUUAUUUGAGGCUCAGCUCGGUAAUCUUCAUAGAAAUUCAAGUAUCCAUGUGUGAAAGGAGGAGGGAUGUACAAAUGGCCUGUGAGUCGGUAUUGUGUAUAUAUAUAUAUAUAUAUAUAUCUUUUAGUGAAUUGCGAAAGAACGAUCUUUCGAUCGAUUUGAUGGAAAGCAACGUGAUAUGAUUAAUAAAGAGUUAUCUAAUUCGUUAUGUAACGUCCGCGUUAUUACGCUCGUAUGCAUGAAUGGAUAACGAUUUUAAAUGAUAUUAGCACUCUAGCUUAAUCCUCCAUUGCUCUUUUAUGAGGCAAACUGAUCUCAUUUUCAUGAGAUCAGUUUACAUUUUAUUUUUUUCAUUGCACAGAUGUAACAAAAAUUGACUUUAAAACUUUGAUUUUUUUAAUUUACAAUUUUCUAGAGUAUAUUUGUACGAUUGCUUUCUCAACACAGACCGUGCUAUUUUAAUUUCUUUUCUUCUCUCAACGAUCACUUCCAUGUGAUCUCAGAAAACUGCGAUAAUGUCGCAGUGACUCAUAUAUAGUGGCGUUUGUAUGAGAGUUAACAUUUAUUUGUUGAACGAGAGCAAAGGAGAAUUAGAGACAUUCAUACUUUUGUGAUAUAUCUUGUUCUACUUCUUCUACUUCUAUGUAGUGAUCAUUACAUUCGGAUAUUUUUCAGACAAAGACGAGAAAUUUAGAUAUUCUAUUUCGCAGAGAGAUACAUAUAAGCAUAUAUAUUAAAGAUUUAUGCUUUGUUUUUAUACAUACAUGUAUAAUAUUGUAAAUAUUUCUGCAUAAUAUAAUGAGGGUUGGAAAAGUUACUUUUUAAAAGUAACUAGUCAUACCGUUACUAGUUACAAGUAACUUUCUGAAAAGUAACUCGUCAACGUUAUCGUUACUUAAACCUUUGGUACACGAUACGAUUUUUUAUGCUAAAUCACAUGCGAGACAUCUUAAUACAUGUCCUGAUUGGCUCGGAUGAUUGUCACCAAUCGUAAGUCAAUGAGGAUACGUAGUAAGACGCCUCGUAUGCGAUCUAGCAUGAAAAAUCGUAUCGUGUGCCGAAGGCUUUAAAAAGUAUCGAUACGUUACUUUUUCCGUUAGAGUCAUAAGAUGGUAUAAUAGUUUGAAUAAAUCAAGUAAAUUCCAUGUCAUAUGCCAUGGUUCUUACUCUUUGCAAUAUUAAAACAAGACCAAAUUAAACAAAAAGUUUACUAUUUUAAUGUUUUUAUUAAAAAAGAAAUAGUAAUUACUCUCCAACUGUAUACGGUGUCCACAACAAAGUAACAGCCUACCUGUUACAAGAUAACAUCUACCAAGUAACGGUAAAAUAAGCGCAAAUUUGUUUAUCUGGUUCCUCUCCUUUUAAAAAAACGUGAUAGAAAGGACUCAGAACCACAUUAUGAAAAACCAAAUCAAUAUAUCAUCGAAUACCGAAUAUGUGUACGAACGAAUCCACAUUUUUAGACUUUUUUCUAUAAGUAAUAUUUGCUCAUCAUACAUUCAUCAACAAAAUUAUCGUAUAGGUAAAUAUGUGAAAAUUUUUCAUAAUUUCAAAUAAGCAUAACACCGUAAAAUUUUAUCACAUUUCAAUUUUUCGAAAAGCAUUUUAAAGCUUAAAGUUCUUUCGAAUGCUGCAUUUUAAUGCAGCAAAGUUGCAUUAAAAAUUUUGAUUUUGACAAAUUAAGCUUUAUCAUUACCGUUUUGUAACAAAUUAUGCUUUAUUCUCACCGUUGUGAAAAAAAGAUAAUUGAUAUAGUCAAAAAGCAUUAGAAAAAAGUUUUAAGCUAAAAAUGCUUUUUGAAAAAUUAAAAUAAUGCUAUUUAUAUUACUAUUUGUCUAGAUAAAAAAUAACAUUAUAUAUGAUUUGUGGAUAAUAUCGUUAUCAAAAAGUAAAAAGUUGCGCGCGCGUCUGUGGUGUCUAGUCUUAUCUAAAAAAUGCAUGUAAAGUUGAUUGCUCGCAUCUCUUAAAAUUUAUUGUUGUCACUUGUCCGUGAUGCCGAUUGGCUCUCUCGCUACACUUAUUUCGUGUUGCAAGAGUAGAUGUCAUUGCGAUUGAAUUGUGAUAGCUUUCAAAUGUGUACAGAUAUCUAUACGAUUAUCGUUGUAAUUUAUUUUUAAAAAAUAAAAAGUAAAAAGUUAAGUAGCGCGCGAAGCGCGCGUCUGUGGUGUCUAGUUUAAGAUAUGAAAACAGUUUUAUUUCUAUAUCCGGCUAUAGGAAUGAUGAGUCAAUCUACACGUAUUUACGGUGUUACAUAUCUGUAUAUCAUAUUUUGUCUUGUACCAAAAAAAGUAUACAGUUGGAGGAUUAAUAAUUAAAUAAUGUAUUAUUUGUAUCCUAAAUAACACCACAAAAUAAAUUUAAUGAAAACGUUUUUAGAAUGCUUAACCCUUUGCGUCACGGUGAGUCACUAAGUCACCACCAAGGACUCUCUAGUUUUUAAUUAUUUUAACGAUUUUUUAACCUUUUAAAGUCGGUUUUUUUUGCUUUCUAAUAGUUCGGGACCUUAAGGUAUGUUUAAAGAUAUAUAUGAUCACAAAUUUGUAUUUAUUUACUUGCUAUAAAUAAACAAAUACUAAAAAUUUGCUGUUUUUUUUGAAAGAAAUUUAUUUUCUCUCAGAGAAGAGCGCUAAUUUAUACAAAACUCUACAUCUGGGGGUUUUUGAAAUCGCUGAUUACGAAUCCGUUGUCAAAUUUUCGAAAAUGUACACAAUAUUAAAAAUUCAACCAAUUUCCAUAAAACUUAGUAUUUAGGGUUUUUUUUGAGGUACUGAUUACGAAUCCGCUAUCAGAAUUUCAAAAUUAAAAAUGGUAGAUCCAAUAUGGCGAGCAUAAAAAUUCAACUAAUUUCCGUGAAACUUAGUAUCCAGGAGCUUCGUUGUAUUGGAUCCGCCAUUUUGAAUUUUGUAAAUCUGAUAACGAAUUCAAUCAUCCAGAAUCAACAUCCAGAAAAACUCCUAGAUACGAAGUUUCACAGAAUUUGGUUUAAUUUUUUGUUUUAUGUCCGCCAUAUUAAAUUCACCAUUAAACAUUUUUUAAAUCUGACAUUGGAUUCGUACUCAGCGAAAAACCCCUAGAGACAGAGUUUUAUCAAAAAUUGAUAAGCAAGAAUAAUUAGUGGCUCAAAGGGUUAAAAUGAGUUUUGAUUUUCAAUUUUUACUAACUCUAGAAUGAUAUGUUAAUUUUGUGUAUAGCCCCCAAAUAUUCCAAAUGUGUAAUGUUAUGAGGAGACAUUAGACUGUAGUUCAAAUCAUUUCAAAAUUGAAUUUGAUAGUAUGCUUUUAUUUUUUUCAUUUAUUUUAAUUUGACAAUUAGAUUAUUUAUGUUCAUAAAGGUCAAGAUUAUACUUUGUCAAUAAAAAUGUGAAAGUCAUGAAAAUCUUGUGCUACAUUAAAUAAGAAUAGCCAAUUUCCUCGGACGUAAAAUUUACGUAUCAAUAGCAAUAUUAUACCAUAGUCAAUAAUCAUUCUAGGGUUAAAGUUAUAAGUACAGCGAUAUUCAGACUUAUUUGCAUCUUCAAUCUUGUAUUAACAAAUUUCAUCAGUUUAAUAAUUUCAAAUUAAAAAUUGUUCUUAAAAUGUAUAGUGAUAUGAUUGGUUUUUAAGAUUAGGUACGUUUUUUAUUACUGCACUGAACUAUACUGAAUUAUAAUUUUUCUUCUCUCUUUCACCGAUUUUCAAACAUACCUAUUCCAAUUUAAGUACACAGUGUACGCUAGUCCAAUUAUAAAAAACGAUCUACAGUUUAAAAUCUUGCACACAAUAAAGGAAUAUUAGAUAUUAGGAAUAGGAAAUAUAAAUUUUAGAUUGUUUUUUUUAUUAAACACUACAGAUAAAUAAUAAGUUGUGUUAUAUCUUGUAUGCACAUUUAUUGCCUUACAUUUUUUCGUAUCCAUAUUAUUGUUACGUUUAAUGUUCAUUGAAGAAAUCGAAAUUUUAAUUUCUAUUCCUAAUAUCUAAUAUUCUAUUGUGCACAAAGCUUUAAGUAUAACAACAAACUAUAAAUAUUAGUCAAGACUGAAGAUUGAACAUAUACACACAUAACGUAUAUGUGCGUACACAACGAAAAUUAUAUUACAAAUAAGUUUAAAAUGUAAAAAGUAACGAUAAAAGUAACCAUUAAACUUGUUACUGAAAAACAUGUAACUACGUUAUCGUUAUAGUUACGAAAAA
Molecule: messenger RNA, 5829 nt
Organism: Monomorium pharaonis (pharaoh ant)
Lineage: Eukaryota; Metazoa; Arthropoda; Insecta; Hymenoptera; Formicidae
Exons: 5
Coding region: 798-1715 (305 amino acids)
Molecular function (GO): DNA binding
Source: RefSeq, a predicted model, not a curated record